ACAUACGCGACGAUACUUUGUUUUUUUUUUUCUUUCUAAGUAGUUUCAGGUUUUUCACCAUUGUAACUUAAAUGCACUGAUUGUAACAUUACGAUGUCUUGAUGUAACUCACCGUUUUCGAUUUAGUGUUUGAAGCUUGAACUCAAGGCGGAAGAGUGUAAACCUGCUAUGGCUGAUACAACAGAGAAGAAAUCAUUUGUUUUUGGGGUCCUAUCCAAGCGCCACCAACGACAAUUAUCAAGUGUUCGACACAAGACCACAAUUCAGCAUGCUACACGACCUGAUCUACCAAAGCUGGCCUAUAGGAAACUGAAAGGGAAGAGUCCUGGAGUGGUUUUCUUGCCUGGGUUUGCCUCUGUCAUGGGUGGACAGAAGGCAGAAGCAUUAGAGGAGUUCUGCAAGUCUUUAGGUCACUCAUACCUCAGGUUUGACUAUUCUGGCUGUGGUUCAUCUGAAGGGGAAAUGGGUAACUACAACAUUGGUGCCUGGAAGAAAGAUGUGCUCUAUGUACUGGAUGAACUAGUAGAAGGGCCACAGAUUCUGGUGGGCUCCAGCAUGGGUGGGUGGCUGAUGUUGCUCGCCGCUCUCGCACGGCCAGAGAAGACAGCUGCUUUAGUGGGCAUCUCCACAGCUGCAGAUCACUUCGUCACAGCCUUCAACUCCCUACCGAUAGAGACAAAGAGGGAGAUAGAGGAACAGGGCUUUUGGAAAUUCCCUACCAAGCACAAUGGAGAGGGUUUCUACACUCUGAGCAUGGACUUUCUGAAGGAGGCGGAGAACCACUGCAUACUCCAGAGCCCCAUCCCUGUCUCCUGCCCCGUUCGUCUGAUUCACGGCCUCAAGGACCCUGAUGUUCCCUGGCACGUCUCCAUGCAGGUCGCAGAGCGGGUGCUCAGCAAUGACGUGGAUGUCAUCCUGCGCAAGCAUGGGCAACAUCGCAUGUCAGAGAAAGAUGACAUUAAGCUCAUGGUGUAUACUAUUGAUGACCUUAUCGAUAAACUGACCACAUUAGGGUGAGAAUGGGGCGUGAGUACAGUGUGAAAGAUGGGGAAAUCAGGUUUCAUCCAAAAAUUUAUCAUUUCUUUCCAGAGCCAUAUAUCUUACUUUCUUCCAUGGAAGCCCAUACAGUGACCAGGUGCUGCCAUGCUCAAAAAAGUCUGUUUGAGUCAUGUGCUAUAUUCCUUCUGUAGUGACCUGAAACUGUAUGAUAGCUUUGCAGAAGGGACAGGCCAACAUUUAAAGGAGAAGUUC
Messenger RNA from Sinocyclocheilus anshuiensis, 1251 nucleotides. RefSeq names its product mycophenolic acid acyl-glucuronide esterase, mitochondrial-like. Gene Ontology annotation, molecular function: palmitoyl-(protein) hydrolase activity; hydrolase activity, hydrolyzing O-glycosyl compounds. The record is from RefSeq and is a predicted model, not a curated record. Lineage: Eukaryota; Metazoa; Chordata; Actinopteri; Cypriniformes; Cyprinidae. The transcript has 5 exons. Gene Ontology annotation, biological process: protein depalmitoylation. Gene Ontology annotation, cellular component: mitochondrion. Bases 169 to 1017 code for a protein of 282 amino acids.